This is a messenger RNA of Austrofundulus limnaeus, 1863 nucleotides long. Its product is annotated as aldehyde dehydrogenase 2 family member. Gene Ontology annotation, molecular function: oxidoreductase activity, acting on the aldehyde or oxo group of donors, NAD or NADP as acceptor. The record is from RefSeq and is a predicted model, not a curated record. NCBI's taxonomy places the organism in Eukaryota, Metazoa, Chordata, Actinopteri, Cyprinodontiformes, Rivulidae.
AAGAAGAAGAAGAAAAAGAAGAAGUUGCAGUUUGGGAGUUUGCAGGUUUGUUGUCUCCCAGAAGGUCUCGUAAUGCUUCGUGCUGUGGUUUCUCGGUCGUUCCCACGACUGAUCCGAAUGUCAGUCUGCUCUUAUGGGACCGCAAUCCCAGCACCGAACCCGCAGCCUGAGGUCCAUUUUAACAAGCUGUUUAUAAACAAUGAGUGGCAGAAUGCAGUAAGUGGAAAAACUUUCCCCACUGUCAAUCCAUCAACYGGGGAGGUCAUCUGUCAUGUUGCCGAGGCCGAUGCGGCAGAUGUAGACAAGGCAGUGAAGGCAGCYCGUGAUGCCUUCAGGUUGGGCUCUCCAUGGCGCCGGAUGGAUGCCUCUGAUCGUGGUCUGCUGCUCAACAAGUUAGCUGAUGCUAUUGAGAGGGAUUCUGCCUACCUGGCUGAACUGGAGACUCUGGAUAAUGGGAAGCCAUAUGCCGUUGCCUACUCUGUGGAUCUUCCCAUGGUGGUUAAAUGUCUUAGGUAUUAUGCAGGUUGGGCUGACAAGUUUGAGGGGAAGACCAUCCCUAUUGAUGGAGAAUACUUCUGCUACACCAGACAUGAACCUGUUGGAGUCUGUGGGCAGAUAAUACCUUGGAACUUCCCUCUAAUGAUGCAGGCCUGGAAACUGGGUCCGGCCCUGGCGACUGGGAACACUGUUGUGAUGAAAGUUGCAGAGCAGACUCCUCUUACAGCUCUAUAUGUGGCCAGUCUUAUUAAGGAGGUUGGUUUUCCUGAAGGUGUUGUGAACAUCUUGGCUGGAUUUGGACCAACAGCUGGUGCUGCCAUUGCAAAGCAUAUGGAUGUGGACAAGGUGGCCUUCACUGGAUCCACAGAUGUGGGUCAUCUAAUCCAGCAGGCUUCUGGCAGUAGCAACCUGAAGAAAGUCACAUUGGAGCUAGGAGGGAAGAGCCCUAAUAUCGUUCUGUCUGAUGCCAACAUGGAAGAUGCUGUGGAGCAGUCCCAUUUUGCCCUGUUUUUCAACCAGGGUCAGUGCUGCUGUGCUGGCUCUCGGACAUAUGUUCAGUCAAACAUCUAUGAUGAGUUUGUUGAGCGCAGUGUGGAGCGCGCUAAGAAAAGAGUGGUGGGAAACCCGUUUGACUUUAAGACUGAGCAGGGCCCUCAGGUGGAUCAGGAUCAGUUCAACACUGUUCUGGGCUACAUCGACGUUGGAAAGAAAGAAGGUGCCAAGCUGAUGUGUGGAGGAGGAGCAGCUGCAGACAAAGGAUACUUCGUCCAGCCUACUGUGUUUGGAGAUGUCCAGGACAGCAUGACCAUUGCCAGGGAAGAGAUCUUUGGUCCGGUGAUGCAGAUCUUGAAGUUUACGUCCUUGGAGGAAGUAAUCACAAGAGCCAAUGAUACUAAAUAUGGACUAGCAGCUGCUGUUUUCACAAAGGACAUCGAUAAAGCCAACUACGUGUCCAGUGCACUCCGUGCUGGCACAGUUUGGGUAAACUGCUACAAUGCAUUCUCACCUCAAGCUCCAUUCGGAGGUUACAAGGCUUCAGGGAAUGGCAGAGAGKUGGGAGAGUAUGGCCUUGAAGCCUACACAGAAGUUAAAACGGUGACCAUCAAAGUGCCACAGAAGAAUUCUUAGACGUCCACUGAGAUCUGCUGAGAUGUAUCCAACAGUUAUUCUGCACUAUGGUUGAUUUUAAUACCAAAGACAUCAUGAGGAAAUUGUAUAUCAUAAACGUACAGCCAAGACUAUAAACUAGUCAGUCUGUACUCUUGGGGUUUUUCUUUCAUGUAAUUAUUUCAUAAUAAAUGCAUUUGAAACACUCAACUGUCAUUUUAAUGAUUGUAGAAAAUAAACGGAACCAGUGAAAAGUGA